AUGAGAAAAUUACUUAAAUACGAUGAAAUACCCGCGUGGAUAAAGGACAAUCAGUUUAUUACGCACGGAUAUCGCCCUGUCUCCCAUUCCAUCCGCAAUUCACUCUCAUCGAUAUUCGAUAGCAUUCACAACGAAUCUGUGAACAUACACUCACACCUUUGGGGUGCUGCUUUCUUCGUGUUUUGCUUGUUUGCCUUGUCAACCGAUACGAAACACCAAAACUAUUCGUGGAAAGACUACGUGGGGUUCUCCACUUUCAUCUUAUCCGCAAUCACCUGCCUCUCUUUCUCCUUUCUCUACCACACUUUCUCUAACCACUCAAAAACACUCGCAAACACUUGGCACGCUUUAGAUUACGCUGGUAUAUGCAUCCUCAUAGCCGGCAGCUUCAUCCCUUCCAUCUAUUACGGCUUCUAUUGCUCCCCUACAUCCCAGCUCCUCUACAUGGCUGCUAUGCUCAUCGCUUCCUCUGUCGCUCUCUACAUUGUUCUCCACCCCCAUUACCGCAGACCUUCUUUCAGGAAGGCGCGCACUAGUGUUUUUAUAGCUCUUGGCCUAUCCUCUAUCCUCCCUAUUGUCCAUGCCCUUUACAUGGACGGCCUCGACGUCCUCCGUCGAACUAUAGCCCUUGACUACGUCCUCGCUUCUGGCAGCAUGUACAUCAUCGGCGCUCUCAUCUACGCUGCUCGCUUUCCAGAGGCUUAUUUCACUCAUCGCAACUUCUCUUACUACGGCGCUUCUCAUCAGAUCUUCCACCUCUUUGUCGUCGCUGCGGCUGUGUGCCACUACUUUUCCAUCCUUUCCUCGCAGUCCUUUUACAGCGACCCCGAGUUCGAUUACUGUUCCAGGUAUGUACACAACUGGCAAAUGUAA
This is a messenger RNA of Wallemia ichthyophaga EXF-994, 873 nucleotides long. RefSeq names its product ADIPOR-like receptor. Gene Ontology annotation, molecular function: signaling receptor activity. The transcript is spliced from 2 exons. The coding region runs from base 1 to 873 and encodes 290 amino acids. The record is from RefSeq and is a predicted model, not a curated record. Lineage: Eukaryota; Fungi; Basidiomycota; Wallemiomycetes; Wallemiales; Wallemiaceae. Gene Ontology annotation, cellular component: membrane.